AGGAGGAUUAGAGCAGAUUACAGUUUGUAACAGCAGAGAAGAAGAAGAAGGAGAAGAAGAGGAGGAAGAGGAGGAAGAGGAGGAGGAGAGAACUGGGACCGGGUCAGACACAGAGAAUAACCUGGUACAUACAGACCUGACCGACCUGGACUAAAGUGGACUCAGUGGACUGAGCUGGGAGCUGACGGGGGGCUGUUGAGGUAGACUGAGCCAGGCUGAACUGGUCCUGCUGGUCCUUACUGGUCAAAUCUGGUCUGGUAAGGGGAACAGGAAGUGGUCUUGAUGGACGGUUUCCAGGCUUACGGGGCGGGGAAGGCAGGCGGAGCUUUUGACCCCCUGACCUUCAUCAGACAGCCUCAGACCAUCGUGAGGAUCAUCUGUUGGCUCUUCUCCAUCGUGAUCCUCGGCUGCGUUGCUAACGAAGGUUACGUUAACCGUCCAGAGGAGGUGGAGGAGUUCUGCAUCUUCAACCGCAACCAGUAUGCCUGCAACUAUGCCGUCACCAUGGGAACGCUGUGCUUCAUCUGCAGCUCUGCUUUCCUGGUGCUGGAUGUUUACUUUCCUCAAAUCAGCGGCGUGAAGGACAGGAAGAAGGCCGUCAUGGCUGACAUCGCAGUGUCAGCUCUCUGGUCCCUGGUGUGGUUUGUGGGGUUCUGUUUUCUGGCCAAUCAGUGGCAGGUUUCCAAAGAAGAAGACAACCCUCUGAAUGAAGGCGCCGAUGCCGCCAGAGCAACCAUUGUCUUCUCCUUUUUUUCUGUCUUCACCUGGGCUGUCCAGUGUCUGCUGGCCAUCCACAGGUUUAAACUGGGAGCUGAUUCAGUCACGUUCAAUCAAGACUACGUUGAUCCCAACCAACAGGAAGCUCUGACUGAGGCCCUGCCCACUGAGGAGUAAAGGGGCGGGACUUAGAGCUGAUGGACACAGUGCUUAUAUUCUGUCAUUGCGAUGCGUUCAGGGACUCGUCCCUGACUGAGACUUCAGUGUCAUGGUGACACACGUGACAUGAUGUUGAAAAAAAAAUUCAUAGUCUGAUGAAAACACUUCACCAGGGGGCGUGUCCUCUCUGUUUUCAGCCAAUCACAGCUCAGAAGUAAAAAGUGAGUAUUCUAGUCAAAGUUUUAUGUUUAACUCACGCUAAUAUUAGCGUGUUAGCAAUAAAGGUUGAAAAAAAUAAUUAGCUAGCAUUAGCUUGUUAGCAAUGUGAUGCUGCUGAACAUACUAUCUGUAACCGUGUCUGUUGCUAACUUUAGCCAUCAUGCUAAUGCUAGCUUCUAGCCAACACAAUAAAACAGAGCCAACUAAUAUUAGUAAGUUCUAAAGCUAAGCUAAGCUAAAGCUAGCAUUAUCAGUAAUUAUUAUUUAUUUGAUGAUGUUUUUAUUAAUUGAUGAAUCAAAUGACAAAAAUUUACAAAAUAAAUUUAAAAUAAAUUUUAAAUAAAAUUUAAGCCAAACGGCCAAUCAGUUUCCUACAGUGAAGCGCCUUCACAAUAAAAGCCUGAAAAUACAAACUGAACCUGACAUGGUUUAGUAACAGUUUUUAAUCACAGCAGAGAUCGUCUUUCUGUUUUGAGCUGUAGUCAUAAAAUAUAUAUUUGGAAAUGUGUUGCAGCACCUUCCAUAGAAAAUAAGAGGAUAAGGUCGACGUCACGCCGCGGUCAAUCUUGUGAUGAUCACGCUGUGUUACAUGUGAGAGUCCAUCAGGAUCGUUUACACUGUAUCUAUCUUGUGUGUUGGGCUGAGUGCAGACAGACACACACACAGUCACAUGAUGGCAUCCCAGUCCCACGCAGCGUGACGUGCCUUCACAUCCUCCAUCAGUGGAUCUGGGUUAUAUUCUGAAAUCACAUGUUAAAUUUAAGUUUUCCAAAACUUAAAAAGUGUGCACAGUAUGUUUGUGACAUUUCAUCCUACAGUGCCAGGUGCUAAUGCUAACAGCUGAUGCUAACAGCUAAUUUUUAUAAACCGUUCAGUUGUGUGACCUCAUUUGAUAAACUGGAUUCUGAUUGGCUGGAGCGUCUGUAUCAUAUCAUAUUCUGACAGUUGGAAGAGACGCAGCGCCUCCUGCUGGUCAGAUGAGUAAACAAAUCUUUAUUUACAUUUUGACGAAUGUUUGAAGGGAAAA
Epinephelus fuscoguttatus (brown-marbled grouper) is the source of this 2122-nucleotide messenger RNA. RefSeq names its product synaptogyrin 1a (gene syngr1a). The transcript is spliced from 4 exons. NCBI's taxonomy places the organism in Eukaryota, Metazoa, Chordata, Actinopteri, Perciformes, Serranidae. The record is from RefSeq and is a predicted model, not a curated record. The coding region runs from base 283 to 894 and encodes 203 amino acids. Gene Ontology annotation, cellular component: neuromuscular junction; synaptic vesicle membrane.